CACUUCUCGCCUUCCUCCUGCGAGGACGGGGCCAGGCGGAAGCUCCUCCCCCCCUGCUUUCCCCAGGAGGGCUGGGAGUGGCGGGGAGGAGCCGGAGGGGGUCUCUACCCGGACCAGGAUCUUUCCGCGGAGACUGCCGCUGCGCUGCCACUCCUCACUCCAGGUCGCUUCUGACUGAGGCAGCAGCCGGGCUGGGCUUGGCCCCGACGGCGCGGCCAGGAAGACAGAGCUCUCGAGGUGCCCGCCUGGGUUGCGCGCGUCAGGCCGGCGGCGGCUACGGCCUCCGUCCUCUCCGGGCCCGCGCGAGCACAUGGUGGCCGGGCCUGGCCCGGAGCUGAGCAGCCAAUGGGCGCCGCGCCCGACGUGAUGUCAGAGCAACGCUAGAAAAGGCGCGGAGCCUUGCGCUGGGCUGGGACUACAGCGACUCCUGCCCGGAUCGCGGCUCCUCCUCCUCCUCCUCCCGGUCGCCCGGCCUGGCCCUCCCCUCCGCCAGUUGCUCGCUCGCUCGCUCGCUCCCUCCCCCGUGCCUCGGUCCCCGGAGCAGACACCUCCGCCACCGUUGCGCCUGUCCUGCAGAGAAGUGCUCCGGCCGGCCCCGCCGCGGAUCCGGCCCGUCCAGGAGCUUCGCGCCAGCCGCUGCCCGUAGGCCUCCUGCCGGCUGCCCGCUCGUCCCAAGCGCGGCGGGAGCUCUCGCCGUCCGGGCGUCCUGGGGCUGCGCCGGGGCUAGGAGGCAAGCAGGCAAGCGGCGAUGCUUUGAGCCAGCCAGCCAGCGACCCCGCCAUCCCGCCCUCCGUCCGCCGACUGGCCUGGCCUGAGCCGACCUCGCCAGGGGACUGAAAGCAACCGCGAAGGCAGGCAGGCAGGCAGGCAGAAAGGAGGAAGCGAAGGCGAGACGGCGCGGCCGUGUUGGAGGCAUGGCGUGGCCUCCCCGCGAGUAACGGGAGCGGCCGGAGGACGAGCAGGAGAAGCGCGGGACCUCCCAAGCGGCGCCCGCCGGCCACCAGCCCAGCCCUGCCAUGCUCUUCCACAGCCUGGCCGGCUCAGAGAUGCACGGCGUCAUCGACGAGAUGGACCGGCGAGCCAAAGGCGACACGCCCGCCAUCAGCUCCGCCAUCGACCGCGGCGAGACUGAAACGCACGCCAUGCCCUCCAUCAGCAGCGAGAGGGCCGCCUUGUGCGCGGGCUGCGGGGGGAAGAUUUCGGACCGCUACUACCUCCUGGCGGUGGACAAGCAAUGGCACAUGCGCUGCCUCAAAUGCUGCGAGUGUAAACUCAACCUGGAGUCGGAGCUCACCUGCUUCAGUAAAGACGGCAGCAUCUACUGCAAGGAGGACUACUACAGGAGAUUCUCGGUCCAGCGCUGCGCCCGUUGUCACUUGGGCAUCUCUGCCUCCGAGAUGGUGAUGCGCGCCCGGGAAUCGGUUUACCACUUGAACUGUUUCACCUGCUCGACGUGCGCCAAAAUGUUGACCACGGGCGACCACUUCGGCAUGAAGGACAACCUGGUCUACUGCCGGCUGCACUUCGAGGCGCUGCUCCAGGGCGAGUACCAGCUGCACUUCAACCACGGCGAGGGCGCCGCCGGCAAAGGCCCAGCUCUGGGCGCCGCCGCUACUCUCGGCCUACCCUACUACAACGGCGUGGGUACCGUGCAGAAGGGACGGCCGAGGAAGAGGAAGAGCCCCGGGCCCGGCGCUGACUUGGCCGCCUACAACGCAGCUUUGAGCUGCAAUGAGAAUGACGGGGACCACCUGGACCGAGACCAGCAAUACCCCAGCAACCAGAAAACGAAGCGCAUGAGGACAUCGUUCAAACACCACCAAUUGCGGACAAUGAAGUCUUAUUUUGCUAUUAACCACAAUCCGGAUGCCAAGGACUUGAAACAGCUUGCUCAGAAAACAGGCUUGACCAAGAGGGUUCUCCAGGUCUGGUUCCAAAAUGCACGUGCUAAAUUCAGACGGAACCUCUUGCGCCAAGAGAACACAGGGGUGGACAAGACGUCUGACUCGACCCUCCAGGCCGGAACGCCCUCGGGCCCUGCUUCCGAAAUCUCCAACACCUCCAUGAGCCCGUCCAGCACCCCCACUACCUUAACGGACUUGACAAACCCCAGUAUGCCAUCAGUCACCUCGGUCUUGACCUCGGUGCCCGGGGGCUUGGAGGUCCACGAAUCUCGGAGCCCUUCACAGACAACGCUCACAAAUCUUUUCUGAUGACUCUCUCCCUUCCUUCAUCCCUUCCUUCUUUUUUUUUUCCUUUGAAAAAGAAAUUACUCUUAGUUGAGUUCCAAGCGUAUUUUUACUAGAGACUUUCUCACAGCUGGGCUAGCCACAGCGUAGGGUAUUUCUGAGGAGAAGGAGAACAGCAGCACGGUUCGGUCUGGUUUGACGGUCACAGGGCGGACGGAGGAUUCACUUGGAAGAGCAACUUGCCACACAACAUUUGUGUCAAUGUACAGUUUUGUGGACUGGGCGAGGGAAACAGCAAUUAAUUUAAGUUGGCUAAAGCUUCUGUAAUUUUCAAAGACUGCCAUGUGCCUUAUAUACUGUUCUCCCAUCCUUCGGAUCACACCCAUGUCCCCCCCCCCACGCCCAUCUCCUUUUUUCCUCUCUGUGUAUUUAUGACCAGGGCAAAGAACAAACAAACACAAAGAAGAAGAAAAAAUAAAUGGAAAAAAAAUGUUAAUAAGAGUUUUGUUACUUUGAAUUAGUCCUAAGCCCUUCAUUGAUUGUUCUGAUGUUUUAGAAUUUUAAAAGUGAAAAGUCUGUUCAGCUAUCAGAAUUUGUAAAAAUCUAACCAGUAAUAAAACCACUUAAAGGAAA
Podarcis raffonei (Aeolian wall lizard) is the source of this 2822-nucleotide messenger RNA. RefSeq names its product LIM homeobox 2 (gene LHX2). NCBI's taxonomy places the organism in Eukaryota, Metazoa, Chordata, Lepidosauria, Squamata, Lacertidae. The transcript has 5 exons. The record is from RefSeq and is a predicted model, not a curated record. The coding region runs from base 1017 to 2213 and encodes 398 amino acids. Gene Ontology annotation, cellular component: nucleus. Gene Ontology annotation, biological process: neuron differentiation; regulation of transcription by RNA polymerase II. Gene Ontology annotation, molecular function: DNA-binding transcription factor activity, RNA polymerase II-specific; RNA polymerase II transcription regulatory region sequence-specific DNA binding.